Messenger RNA from Ahaetulla prasina, 924 nucleotides. RefSeq names its product olfactory receptor 14A16-like. Gene Ontology annotation, molecular function: olfactory receptor activity; G protein-coupled receptor activity. The transcript has a single exon. Gene Ontology annotation, cellular component: membrane. Gene Ontology annotation, biological process: G protein-coupled receptor signaling pathway. Bases 4 to 924 code for a protein of 306 amino acids. The record is from RefSeq and is a predicted model, not a curated record. NCBI's taxonomy places the organism in Eukaryota, Metazoa, Chordata, Lepidosauria, Squamata, Colubridae.
ACAAUGGAUAAUGACACAUCUGUAUUUCUUCUACUGGAAUUCUCAACAAUUCGGGAACUACAGGCUAUAUACAUAGCUAUAUUUCUGAUCCUGUAUUUAAUGACCCUAAUAGGGAAUGUUCUCAUUAUCUCUGCAGUUGCUUUUGACUCCCGCCUUCACACCCCCAUGUACUUCUUUCUGAUGAACUUAGCCCUACAAGACAUUGGUUCUGUUUCACUCAUUGUCCCUAAAUCUGCUAUCAGUUCCAUUAUUUCUUAUUCUGGAUGUGUUGCUCAAGUCUUCUUGUUUGUCUUCUUUGUAAAUUGUGAUAUUUCUCUUCUUACUGUCAUGGCAUAUGAUAGAUUUGUUGCCAUUUGCAAUCCUUUACGAUAUGAGAUGAUAAUGAACAGGAAGGCUUGCAUCAAAAUGCUUGGCAGUGUGUGGAUUGCUAGCUUUCUCAAUGCUGUAUUAAACACAAUUGGAACUUUUACUACUCAUUUCUGUUCCAAUAUGAUCAAUCAGUUUUUCUGUGAUAUCCCACAGUUACUUAAACUUGCCUGCUCAGAUUUAUAUUUAAUUGAAACUGGAGUUGUAAUAUUUAAUUUUAUCUUAACAAUUGGUUGUUUUGCCUUCCUCAUUAUUUCUUACAUACAAAUCUUUAUUGCUGUUUCAAAAAUUCCUUCUGUUCAGGGAAGGAAAAAGGUCUUCUCCACUUGCUUCCCACAUCUCACAGUUUUCUCCUUAUUUUUGUUUACUUCUUCAUUUGCUUACCUGAAGACUCCAUCUGAUACCCCAUCACACUUUGAUUUUGCAAUUACUGUCAUGUAUUCUAUUGUCCCACCUAUGUUAAAUCCAUUAAUAUACAGCUUGAGAAACAAAGACUUCAAAAUUGCUCUUUCAAAGCUUUUUGCUCUGAGGACUUUCAUUUCAAUUGGCAAGAAUUAG